Messenger RNA from Lagenorhynchus albirostris (white-beaked dolphin), 950 nucleotides. RefSeq names its product zinc finger protein interacting with ribonucleoprotein K-like. Bases 413 to 733 code for a protein of 106 amino acids. Gene Ontology annotation, biological process: regulation of DNA-templated transcription. NCBI's taxonomy places the organism in Eukaryota, Metazoa, Chordata, Mammalia, Artiodactyla, Delphinidae. The transcript has 6 exons. The record is from RefSeq and is a predicted model, not a curated record.
CGGCCCCUCUGGGAUUCAGGCACGAGGUCUCUACUGCUGGUCCCAGGAUGAAGGUCCUCACCCCUCCCCCUACAGAGGUCAAGCGCACACCCCGGUCGCCAGCUACAAGUCCGCGCUGCUCUCCGGAAGCUGAGUCCCCGCCUGACGCCCUCGAGGCAGAGUCUCAAAUUUUCGCCUACAAAGUCAACUCCCGACAUUUCCAGGCGACACCCCAGGAGGCGCAGCCAAACCUGCCAACCCUGAUCUGGAGAGCGGAGUCAGGAUCGGGGUGACCAGAGCGAGGAGGCUUUAGAGGAGAGGUUGUCCCCACUGCACAGCGGCGAGUCUGCAGAGCCGCGGCGGUAGAUGACGAUUGUACACGAGUUCCGUCUCUGUCGCCCACCACCUAAGACCCCGCUCCUCCCAGACUCCGAUGGCGGCGGCCGCGCCGAGGGACCCGCCUCAGACUCCCAUGACUACAGAAGUGCUUAUGGACUGUACAAAGGGCUGUGUGACCUUUGAGGACGUGGCCAUUUACUUCUCGCAGGAGGAGUGGGGGCUCCUUGAUGAGGCUCAUAGACGCCUGUACCACAAGGUGAUGCUGGAGAACUUUUUACUUACAGCCUCAAUGGUUUGUUUGCAUGGAACAGAGAAGAAAGAGACACGUUCUGGGCAAAAUGUUUCCCUAGAAGUUUUGUCACAGGUCAGGACUCCAAAGGAGUCCAGUGAUUUACUGCCUUCAACAAUAAAUUAGUUUGCAUUGUCUAGAAUUUUAGUUGAAUUGAAGCAUAAAAGUGUUUGCUCUUUUUUUUUGAUAUUUUUCAUACUGCCUAAUUAUUUUGAAAUUCAUCAAUGUUGCUUGUAUGAAUAGUUCAUUUUUUUACUGUUGAGUAGUAUUCUUGUCUAUGGAUAUGCUACUAUGUGUUUAUCCAUCCAUCUGCUAAUGGGCAGUUGGGUUGUUUCCAGUUUGG